GUUCAAUCAAACGGUGCAUAUACAAAUUUAACAACAUAUUUGAAAAUGAAAGAUUAUUUGAGACAAAUACUAUCUACUUAGUUCUAGUUUAACCUGAUAUUAUUAUUUUCUUUGCCACUCGUGUUGACAGAUGGUCCCGAUUAUGCCUAUACGUGUGAGUGCCCGAUCGCACUAACAGGAGCGCGCACGUGGCUGUCAGCAGAAGGAAAUGCAGGCGAUUUGUGCUAAAUGUCUAACAGCAGCACGACCACACUGAUUGUGAAGGACAGUUUGGAAGAAAGGAAUACCAUUUGGUCGUAAAAUGAUAUACAUUUGUAAGAUUUAAACUCUCUGCAGUUAUGUCAGAGAGUAACCCAAACAGACAGCUAGGCUAACAACACUCGCCUAACAUCAUUAGCCAGCAAGCUAACUAACUAACUAACUAGCUAGCUAGUUUUGGGGGACAUUGCGCCUCCUAACCUGCUCAGCCGUUGUCUAUUUAUUUUCCCUUUGUUGCCUGGACAGUCCAGCUUCUCAUUGUCGUGCUUUCAUUGAACGGAGGAGCUUAGCGGACCGGAGCUGUGGGGGGCCCGCGGACAAACCCCCUACCCUGGGCGUCCAGGCGGACGGAUCACGUAGACACGCGGGCCGUGGGAGCAAAUAAGGAGGCGCCAUGGCCGAAAUCUCCACCCUAAUCCCCUCACCUCCAGCUAUAGGUGACACACAUGCUGCCCCCUCCUUCCCCAUACCUUCUACUGCCCCCCCUCCUCCCAGCAGCACCACUAAGGAGAACCCAAUCCCCAAGUCCUCUCUGUACGGUGACAAAGCUUCUCUGACAUUAACUGUACCAGGAGAGACACAUCCUUCUCACCCUCCUUCUCCCAAGUCUCCCAAGAGAGGGGGGAGAGGACCUCCACCGAGUCCCCCCAAACGCGUCUCAUCAGCGUUAACUCCAGAGACUCCAGUGCCCCCACCUCUAAUACCCCCAGAGAGACCUGCCCCCUUACCUGUAAUAGCCCUAGAUACUCCUGCCAUCCCACCGGUAGAUGUAGCAUUGUGGCAGAGGGAGGGAGUAAAGGAGACAUACAUGGGGACAGGGGCCAGCCCAGUGUUGGCUGUAAAGCAGGAAGUGAGUAACCCAGGGGGCAAGGAGCUGUUGAAUGCCCCCUCAGAGGGCCCUACACAGGCCCACAGUGAGCAAGAGGUACCAGGGGUAACACAGCAGACUACCAGCCCCUCCUCCUGUCUUAAUCUCACCCCUAAUCUCUACCCCAGUGUUCAUGUCACUGUGAACACUAAUCCUGCUACUGAUUAUGCUCAGCCUCAGUCUAUGGUGGAAUCUCCCCCUCCUCCUGCCCCCACUUACACUCCCCCUCCUCCAGACUCCACCCAAGCAGCUGCAGCCCCUGAAGCACAAAAUCGUCAGCCACCAGAAGAAAGCCAAAACCCUCACCCAAACCCUCCCAAACUGGACACCCCCAGCCUGUCUCCCAUACCUGAGACCUCAAGCCAAUCUCCCAGAAGGGCAGAGCUACCCAACACACCCUCCAGAGCAGGGCACCCCAGCCCCCCAGUGAUCCAGGAACCUGUCUCCCUCUCCCUGCCCUACCCCAGAGCCCCAGCCCCAGACACCCUCAGCUACUUGGAGUCAGCCAGCAUGAUGUCAGGGACCCUGGAGUCUCUGUCUGGCCUGGGGGAGGAUGGAAGCUCUAUCGGGUCAGACUCAGAGAUCAACGGCCUGGCUGUCAGACGCACUGACAAAUAUGGCUUCCUCGGCGGGACCCAGUACAGCGAGGGCAGGUGGGCAUGUGAUAAGGACAUCAGAGUUGAUGUAGCACGGCAGAGAGAGCUGAAAUGGCUGGACAUGUUCAACAAUUGGGACAAAUGGGUCUCAAGACGCUUCCAAAAGGUGAAGUUGCGCUGUAGGAAGGGGAUCCCCUCUUCUCUCAGGGCUAAAGCCUGGCAGCUGCUCUCCAACAGCAAGGAGCUCCUGGACUCCAACCCUGGCAAGUUUGAGGAGUUGGAGAGGGAGCAGGGAGACCCUAAAUGGUUGGACAUUAUAGAGAAGGACCUGCAUAGACAGUUCCCCUUCCAUGAGAUGUUUGCUGCUCGUGGUGGACACGGGCAGCAGGAUCUGUACCGGGUACUGAAAGCCUACACAGUGUAUAGACCUGAAGAGGGAUACUGCCAGGCCCAGGCCCCGGUGGCUGCUGUCCUGCUCAUGCACAUGCCUGCGGAGCAUGCCUUCUGGUGUCUGGUGCAGAUCUGUGAGACGUACCUGCCUGGAUAUUAUAGUGCUGGAUUGGAAGCAAUCCAGUUGGACGGAGAGAUCUUCUUCUCUCUGCUACGUCGUGUCUGUCCCAUGGCCUACCGUCACCUGAAGAAGUUUAAGAUAGACCCCAUUCUCUACAUGACCGAGUGGUUCAUGUGUGUCUUUUCACGCACCCUGCCGUGGUCCUGUGUGCUACGUGUGUGGGACAUGUUCUUCUGUGAGGGAGUGAAGAUAGUGUUCCGUGUGGGCCUGGUGCUGCUCAAGCAGAUGCUUGGCUCGGUGGAUAAACUGCGGGAGGUCCAGGGCAUGUACGAAACCAUGGAGCGCCUCCGGAACAUCCCACCUGAGUCUGUCAGAGAGGACCUAUUGGUGCAGGAGGUGGUGUCCCUAGCGGUGACCGAGGCUCUGAUCGAGAGGGAGUGCAGUAUUCAGGUAAGGAAGUGGAGGGAGUCCAGGGGCGAACUGACCCACCAGCCUGUCCGACGGCUCCACGGGACACGGGACAUCCACGAGCACAAGCGUCGGGCCUCCGCCAUCAGCUCCGGGGGUAGUUUCUCCUUCCUGGGGUCCAUCCCCCCUCCAGGGCCCCUCAGGGCUUCCUCCAGCCUGCUCUCCCUCCCCGGCUUCCGCAAGUCCAAAACCCCCUUCCGUUCUCAGAAGAUGGGCUCCUUCUCUGGGGCCUCUGGGAUGGAGGCCAUGCAGCGACAGAACCCCUCAGCGGCAGCUUCAAGCCCACCCAGAGGCCCCGCCCACAAACCACCCAUGUCUAGUGGCUCUGUAGCUAGGGUGCCUGCCUCUCAGAGUCCUUUGGUUGGGUCUGGUCCAGGCCCCUCUUCUGGCCCAGCCCAGACCUCAGCACAGAGCCAGCCUGGUGCAUCAGCCCCAGUACACCAUACACCACCAAACACCCUCUCCCCCAAAGUUACUUCCGAGCAGAUCACACCCACCAUCCCAUCACCCACCGCUAACAACACACCUCUGCCCCCGUUCCCAGACGGAGGGAGAGGAGGAGGAGGAGCUACAGGAGGAGAGGAUGACAGGAAGAAGAAGAGGAGCAAGGAAGACAAGAAGAAAGAGAAGGAGGAGGAGAAGAGGAAAGAGAAGGAGAAGAAGAAGGACAAAGCAGACAAGGAGAGCCAGAAGAAGGAGAAGGAGCGGGCAGAGAAAGAGAAGAAAAGGGAGAAAGGGGGGAAGAAAAAGGACAGAGGGGGAGGAGAGGCAGAGGAGAAGAAUGGAGCCACAGCACCAAGAGAUUCGGCCUAGUUUCUCCUGUUAUUCCUUCAGAAAGAAAACGGAGAAGGGAAAAAAGAGGACAUGGAAACAAAAGACCCCCAGAAGUAGAACGAGAGCGAGAAAAGAAGGCCUCCUGUAUAGUGCAUCUUGAGGACUACAUAUAGUCAGGAGACAUCUGGAUCAUGGUUUUAUUAGCACCCCAGGGGUCAUGCCCCCCCUAUACAACCCCCCUCCCCCAUGCUUUCUUCAUCAAUGAGUUUGAAUAAUUAAGAUGGGACACGUUUCCUUUUGCAACUGGAGAAUUGUCUGUGUGGUUCACAAUGAAUCUCCCAAGAUCACACAACUGUUUUCUCAUUUAGUUUAUUAUUUUAUUUAGUUUUUAUCAGACUAUAGCUGGUGGACAGACAAGCCGUUGGACAUAGAGUAGGUGGGAGUUAUAGAUAGGGUGUAAAUAGAACAUCCUAAAUCCAUGUAGGACCCUUGAGUCGUUCCCCAUAAUGCCCUGUCAUGUCCAGUUUGUGGUCAGAUGUCCAACCGGAAUGCCUGCAGAUAAAAGUAAACAAUUGAAAAAUAUCUCAAACCCAGGCACUGAAGACCGUGAUUGCUGGUAGUACUAUGGUAUUUGGAUGUCUGGGAGGACCUAUUUAUUGUAGUGUUAAGUGUUGUGUGAGUGUGUGCCUUAGUAGCGUAGUGAGCUGAGUUACCGUUCAAUAUUGCCACCCAGUUUCUCUGCUCUUUCUCUCAUGUCUUUGUCUUCUUUUUUGAGUUGCUUGUUUUCUCCCCCCUUUCUCUCAUCUCUUGAUCUCUAGUCCUCUGACCAGUGACUAAAGGUAAAUGGAGAGAUAACAGGUAAAUGGAAAUAUGUACACUGCGAUAGGGAGGGUUUGUAAGGAGAGGGAGAAAUGAACAUGACAUUCUGAGCCUUGACAGACAGACAUGCAUGGAUCAGGAUGGCACCUCCCUAACAACACGAAGUGAUUUAAUUUUAGAAUGUUUUUUUUUUUUUUGUCUUUUCAAGUCUCUCUUGAGUAUGUUUAUAGUGGGAGAUGAUAAUAGAUACUGGUAGUUCAGUGAGGGAGGGUCCUUCUGCAUUCAAUGACAACUCUGAAUCUGCCUGUCAGACCAAAUGUCCAUCUAUUAUUUUUCUGCUUGUGAUAAAUUAAAUAAUAUAUAUUUUAUUUAGCCAAAUAGUAAUAAGGGUGAGGCUUUUAGUAAAUUAACCCAUUGGAAUGUGAUCUAUUUAGAGUGAUUUGAGAAACUUAAGUUGACCACUCCUGUUUGGUAGGUAGGUAGGUUGUUGAAUCUCAUCUGGAUAGUUCAUACAGAAUGAUAGAGGCCUCUAGUGGCCAAAGGGCUGUUUUAGCAUGAGCAGGGCCAUGGGCUUCCACCAUUUGAAUGUAGUCAACAUGGUGGGACUUCCAACUUCAUUGACCGAUCCCUACUGGUGACCCUGUUGAAGUCGUGCAACCAGGGCAUCAGGAGGGAUCAGCCAAUCGGGAAGAAGAAAAUUGACUACUUUGAAAUGGAGAUUGCCUCAAUGAAGUGGGUCAGGCUUGCCAAUGUAGCAUUAACCUCUGAACUCUGACCUUCGGGCUAUGAUGUAUUUAUGUACAAAGUUGGUUAAUUUAAUCAGAUAUUAUAUAUGUAUUCUUUAUUUUGGAUCUGACUGCUAUUUUUCUAUGCGAGUAAAGUACACCUGGUUAACUGGAAGGAUGGCUGGCGAUGUGAAGCCCAGUUUGAGGAUAAUGUUAAGUAUUGUGUUUUUUAGAUACUGGUAUGGCUGUUUUGAUUUCAUUAUUGCACAUUUGUCCUCAUCUUCUAAAAUAAAUCCUGUUUAUGUCAUUUCAUAUUUCAAGUUUACUGUGGUAGCUAUGGAUAAUGUUAGGUCCACAAUUCUCCAUUUACCUUAUUACAGUAUUAAACCUGAGAGUGAUUGAAGAACAGGGGAAUGACCAUCAACCGAUGAACUAAGAUUCACAUGAGUAUUUUAGAUAUGACAUAAUUUGAGUGAGCCGAAGGUCAUAAAGUACUGUAUAAGAAACUGGGAGGCAUUUAGUCAACUCUGACAAGGGUUAUAAAUUGAAGAUCUGAAGUUGUCUGUCUUUGUCACGCUAGUAUGUUGUAACCAACCACCAUGAUGUUUUAAUAACUCCCUAACCCACUCACACACAGUGUUAUGUAACGUAUCUAUACUGUACAUUAGAUGGAUAGUGUCGGUUAGUUACUGUAACACCAUUCCUUGGUGGAAACCGUUGAUUCUCUUAACACUCAUUCUCUGUACUGUUUUUGUAGGAGAGGAGGGUCUUUAGUGUAAUCGUAGCCAAAAUGUCCUUUUUGUUCACUAUUUGUCUUUUUCCCCAACUCAUGUUAUUUUUUUAAGCCCAUGCUUUCCCCCACAUUUUGCUUUCAGUCUUCUCAGAAUCACUUGGAUCAGAGGUAGAGUCGGCAAAGAUGACUUGAACAUGUUUAUGCAAACCUUACUGUUCACAAAGAAUGUUGUCAAACAGCAGCACUGACGGCCAGCAAUGCCACUGCUGAGAUCAGUAGUUUUCAUGGCAAUAAUUAGAAGUUGGAGAACUCUGAGAAUGUUGGAGAACCCUGAGAAUGCUACAGAACCAAUCAGGAUAGAGCAAUAUUUCUCCAAGCAGGCCCUGGCUUCAUCCAAUUGGGUAGGCUCCUUAAGGUCCUCAAUUCUAUGUUGAGUCAUCAAGAGGUUGUGACGGUCAUCCUGUCAUUGCUCCCAAACUGAUCUUGAUCUGGAAUCAGUCCUCAUGCCUGAAAUAGCCAGGAUGAGUCAACAGAGACACUUAGGUCCUGAGUGCAUUUCUGCAUUGGUCCUGAAAUCCUUGAGCUUGAUUGCUUUUAAUCGGGAGUGUCCCACUGAUUAGAUUUUUUUAAAGGUUGUUGCUGUUAUGUUUUCUAUUUUGUCAUGGUUUCUCCCCAACUGUAUGUCUUUUGUUGUUUUAAGUUUACAUGGAAUUGUUAUUGGUGGAAAAAUAAAAUCCUAGAUAAUGAAAUGCAUUCCUUAACUGCAGAAAAUCUACACAUGAUGUAUUUCAUUAAUAAUGAUAAUGACAGUUGUGAUGAAUAAUAAACCAUAAUAUAUUAAAGAACUCUGCUCUA
This is a messenger RNA of Oncorhynchus tshawytscha (Chinook salmon), 6607 nucleotides long. Its product is annotated as TBC1 domain family member 10B. The transcript has 10 exons. NCBI's taxonomy places the organism in Eukaryota, Metazoa, Chordata, Actinopteri, Salmoniformes, Salmonidae. The record is from RefSeq and is a predicted model, not a curated record. Bases 653 to 3514 code for a protein of 953 amino acids.